AUGUCUGAAUCGAGUGAGCUGCAGCCAAACAAGACAACGAAGGAUACACAGAUAGCCUCUUCAUUUUCUCAUAGCGAUGACGAUGAGGGACUCUCCGAGCAGACCGCGAAGCUCCCCCUUCCAGGACCCCACCAACAAAAGCAUAUCCGAAACCGAGAGCUGGCAGCCCAAGUGCCUAACUCCUCGAGUAGUGGCGAGGAAGAUGAUCUUCCCGUAAGAUCUAAUAGAGCUCGCAGAUUAAUCACUCGCAAAGACAAGAGCCGUCUUCCACAAUCCUCGCCCUCAGCGACGCCGAGGUCUCGGCGAUCUUCGCGAGGUCUUUUCGUUAGCCCGACGGCAUCUCCUAUUACAGCUAAGACGUCGAAGACUACGUAUCCAGUACCUUCUGAUUCGGAUGACUCCGUAAAUCCACGACUUAAUGCAGACUUGAUGGAGAGGACUAGAAAGAUAAGGGCUGAACGAAAGAGACUGCAGAAAGAGCAACACGAUCAGAAGAAGCAACAGCCGCGUGCUGGACAUGAUGCAGACCAAGAAUCUGACAGCGACCCCGAUGGUGAGAAUGGAAGACGUCUUACACAACAAUCAAAGCCGACGCGAAAAGCAAGCAAGAAAGCUAUGGAAGAGAUGGCCCGCGAACAGCAGAGGAUAAAUCGUAACAUGCAACUCACUCACCAAGCCAAAACUAAAAAGAGACACGGUAUCAAAGAUCUGUUUGCAAAGCUUGGGUACAAUCACGCUAUCCCGGAAGAACCAACAGCGCUUUCGAGUUCCGACGCAAACUCGCCGUUGGGUUCCUCAGAUGUUGAAGGUAUUCAGGCACAUGAUACACCCCCUACAAGUCCUCCGAGCCAAGAGAAUUCAAUUAAGAUGCCUGACGCGAUAACUGGCGUAGAGAUCCUGCCUGAGACAGAUUCUUUACAAGAAAAGGUCGAUCAUGCCUUAGCACCAACUGCAACCACGCUGCCUCCCGUCACGGUUGACAAGGGUAAGGGACGUGCCCUAGACUUCCAGAACUUGUCUACGAACCCGUUGCUUGAGCAAGAACAGCCAACUAUCAUACGAAAUGCUCAACUGAACACCCCGAAGCUCUCAAGCGCUGAAAUGGUUGACUUGUCGGAUUCCGAAGAUGACAUUGAAGUCAUGAAACCCAAAAGCCGGUUUCCUGUUUUCGACAACCUUCCGAAGAGACAGCAGCAGGAAGCCCCUUCUCUUCUCCACCUUCGCCACCUCGCUCACUUAACGUCACCUAGUAAAACAGCCCCGAAAGGUCGGCGUUCGAUGAAUGCAACAGAGUUGCAGAUGUCUCUUGGGCGGCGCGCACGUCAACAGGCACAGAAGGAACGCGAGGAGAAGAUUGCGGAUUUGAAGCGAAGAGGUAUUCAUGUUGAGACGGAAGAGGAGAGGGAGAAACAUCAGUUAGAGAUUGAAGACAUGGUUGUUCAGAUCGAGAAAGCCCGCCAAGAAGACUUGAAGCUCCGAAAGAUAGAGCGAGAGGAAGCAAAGAAGAAUGGUGAAACUGGGGACUUGAUGUUGUCGAGUGAUGAAGACGAGGAUUAUGUUGGGGAUGGAGAGGAGGAAGGUGGCGAAUUAGAAGAGCCCGAAUAUGAAGCUGAAUUGGAGCUUUCGGGCUCGGAAGAGGAGGACGUUGAAGAAGAAGCCGAAGAUGAAGAUGAAGAGAUGGACGAGGACGGACAAGCGGACAAUUCAAAUGGCCUGCUUGACCCAGAAGCUUGUGAAGAUGGCGAUGAGUCCGAAGAGUGUCUCGAGGAAGAUUUCGGCAAUGAACAAGAGAUGGAGGAUGAACCAGUCUGUACACCUACUCGCAAGACUGCCACAAGAAGGGCUAGAAAUGUUGUGGUCGAUGACGAAGAUGAGAGUGAGGAUGAGGCCCCGAAGAGCUCAUCGCAAUCUCUGCAGAAAACUCAAGCGACACAGGUUGAUGAAAUGGCUGCAUUUGGCUUUAAUUCAGGCACUGGGCUAGGUCUUACUCAAGUUUUUGCUGGCACCAUGGCGAACCUGGAAUCCAAUUCUCAGACCACCCACCCCCUUGACGAGGAACCAGAACAAGACUCUCUAGAUUUCCUACGUAGUCUUCCUGAUACACAACCUUUGGGGCUGCUCAAUUCAACGCCAGACCUUCUUGUGCCCAACAGUCAAGAACCAGCUCCCCAAGCAGGAGACUCACAAGCUAGCCAAGUCUCCCAGAUCUAUUUAGGAUUCAGCCAGCUUAUCGGAACCUCUCCAAAUUUCCCGCAAACUCAGCUUUCCGAAAUGCCUGAGCCGACACAGGAUGCUGGCUUUGAACUAUCUUUUUCACCUGCCGGUCUCGUACCUCUACCUUCGACAAUUAACACGGUGAUGCUACCCAUAGCUGAAACUCCAGUCGUUCAGAGAAGAGGUAGACUCCAACGUCGCAAGGACAUGGUUCCUGAGCUAUCAUUUAUCGAUGAGGAUAAUAUCCCUGCUGAAUCCGAGGAAGAAGAGACACAGCCUACUUCGGGGAGCAGAGACGCGUUUGAUGCUUUGAAACAAGCGGCUAAGAAACAGCGUGUCGUGAAUGACUUUAACAAAAAGACUAGUUGGGCAAAGGACGUGGUCGAAGAGCAAGCUGAAGAGUCUGAAGAUGAAUAUGCAGGUAUUGGAGGAGCCAGUGACGAUGAUAGUGGGGAAGAUGACGAAGAGCUCGCCAAGAUGAUCGAUAUAAAUGAUGUGAAAGUUGAUGAACGGAGGAUUGCCGCUUAUUAUGCUGAAAAGGCUAAGGCGGACGAUGAGAAGAACAUCAAUCAACUAUACAAAGAUAUCAUGAGUGGUGCCCUGAGGAAGGGCAGAGGGGGUGGUGCAUUCGAUGUGUCUGAUGAUGAAGACGAGGCCGAGCAGCGGCGUAGGAAGAAGCAGCAAGAAUUCCAGUUAAUGAGAAAGGCUCUUGUUGCAGAUGAGCGGAUUGGAAAGCUUGCUGAGAACCCCAAGCAAAUGGCGUUCUUCCGCACAUUGGAAGACCACGAAGACGACCAGGACUUUCAGUUCCUUGACGCACCAGCUAUAGAUGUCGACAUGGAUGGUUCCGGCUCUGGUUCCGGCUCCCAGUCCAACUCCGCCCAGGAAGGCGAAGAAGAUAUUACAGUCCCAGAUUCCCAAUCUCUCGCGCCCACCACCACCGCCCCAAUCAACCCUCUAAAACGCAAAGCUCCCGAUGCCCAGGACAAAGAGAACCGUCCACCACCUCAUGCGCGACGCACAGCACCCUCCGACAACUUCACACGGAAGCCCAUCUCCUUCGCCGAUGUCCAACAAUCUGUCUUGGAACUCCUCGACGAGCCUAACAUGGUUCCUGAAUCCUCGUAUACCGACUUCUCUGACUCCGGGGAUGAACUACCUGCACCUAUUAAGCCUGCACCCCGCACAAUAAUCGAUCGUCUCAGUCUCUCGCGAAGCGCCUCGCUUUCCUCAACACCUGAUACUAGUCGCUCUGGCAAUGUGGCCUUCCAUGCGCCGUCUGCAGGCGCCCAUCAACCUGGUUUCAGGGUUCCGAGUUUGGUCAGGAAGGCGACGAGUAACAUUUCUACGACGUCGGAGAGGAGUUCAGGCUUUAAUACGCCGGUUGAAGGCGGUGUUAGGAGGGGUGGUACUGGUCGGAGUAAUAUUCAUGCACAGGCUAGAGAGGCGGAGAGAAGGGCCAAGGUGGAGAAGGUGGAGCGGAAGCGGAAGGAACAGUUGAAGAGGAAGGUGGGGAGAGAGAGUAGGGCGAAGAGGAGUGUGCUUGGAAGUUUGGAUGGAGGGUUUGAGUAG
Lindgomyces ingoldianus is the source of this 3786-nucleotide messenger RNA. RefSeq lists its product as uncharacterized. Lineage: Eukaryota; Fungi; Ascomycota; Dothideomycetes; Pleosporales; Lindgomycetaceae. Gene Ontology annotation, molecular function: anaphase-promoting complex binding. The transcript is spliced from 2 exons. Gene Ontology annotation, biological process: mitotic DNA replication checkpoint signaling; mitotic G2 DNA damage checkpoint signaling; activation of protein kinase activity. Bases 1 to 3786 code for a protein of 1261 amino acids. The record is from RefSeq and is a predicted model, not a curated record.